Molecule: messenger RNA, 1417 nt
Organism: Linum tenue
Lineage: Eukaryota; Viridiplantae; Streptophyta; Magnoliopsida; Malpighiales; Linaceae
Source: the annotation of a GenBank genome assembly
CCCCUAAAAGGCUUCCUAUACCAACCAUCAUCAUGUCCUUGAGCCAUCAUCACCAGCGCCCUCGAGUCACGGUCAAUGGCGUCCGGCGAAUGAGAACUUUCCAUUACUUCUGGUGCUACCAUUGUGGACGAACGUUGAGAUUCGCCUCUAUAAGCCCACACGAAAUGUUCUGCCCCCAUUGCUUCGGAACCCUAAGCCCGGAGCUUGACAUGUCAAGUCCAAGGCUGGCCGGUCGCCGGCCGUUUGAACCCGCACCGGCGCCGGAGAGGUUGCUAGAAUCACUUUCCCUUAUGAUCCAUCCAAGAAGAAUGAGUCAUUAUAACGACCAUCCGUCAAGAAAUGAAGAACACUUCGCCGAUCGCUGGAUUACCCUCCAUUUCCCUCCGACGCCGCCUCCUCACCAAGAUUGUGAACGAGGACAGGCCGGGCCCGCCGCCGGCCUCCCCCACGGCGAUCGAAGCCCUGCCGACGGUGAAAAUCACGGCGAAAGACCCCAACUUCUCGUGUCCGGUUUGUAAAGAAGAGUUCGAGGCGGGAGAAGAAGGUAAGGAGAUGCCGUGCCAGCAUUUGUACCAUACGGGAUGCAUCGUCCCCUGGCUCGCCAUGCACAACACUUGUCCCGUCUGCCGGUACGCGCUGCCGAGUUGUGGCGGCGGCGCCGGCGAUCGGCAGCGUCCUGAUGGAGGUGCUCGUAGUAAUAAUAACUAUGAUUUGGAGGAGUGGACUUUGAACGGCGUGAAUUGGGUUAGGGAUCGUCUGUUUUCAGUGGGCCGGAGGCCCAUUCGUGUGCUUUCGGACUGGACCCUUCUCUGCAUGGAUAUGUUGGAUAGGAGGAUCGUUAGCGUAAUCAACACCGCCGAGUCUUCCCGCGAAGUAGGGGAUGAACUUGGCGACUCCGGCGGCCGGUGGUGGCCAUCUUGGCUCAUUUUGUGAAUAUGGGAUGCCUUGUAAGAUAAUUUCCUUUGCUUUAAAGGCACUGCAGACAGGGGGAUCGGAGAGCUGUCAUUCACAUUUGACUGGAGGAACCGAUGACUGAUGAAGAGAAGUGAUUUGAUUAGCAAUUCUUCAACUAACCAAUACACAUCGUAUUUAUGAUGGCUGCUGAAAUUUCCCCUCGAUGCCCGCCGGGGGCUUCUGGCCGAGAUUUGUGUAUAUGUAUGUAGAACAUUAACGAGUGAAUGUAUAUAACAUUAAAUUAAUAGAAGUACGUAUUUGUCAAAGAAUCAAGCUAUAAACGAAAAGGACACCGACUUUAUCCUGAAUGCUACGAUCAAUCCACGAUAGAUAUAAGCCCUCAUUACAAAUGGAGUUUUGGAUAUUAUAUUUUAACACUCUCCCUUAAUUUGAUCGAUAUUGGACAUCAGGACAUGUAACAUCAAUUUGUAGGAUAAGUAACAAUAUAUACUUACCAGACGUC